Molecule: messenger RNA, 657 nt
Organism: Necator americanus (New World hookworm)
Lineage: Eukaryota; Metazoa; Nematoda; Chromadorea; Rhabditida; Ancylostomatidae
Exons: 6
Coding region: 1-657 (218 amino acids)
Molecular function (GO): lipid binding
Source: RefSeq, a predicted model, not a curated record
AUGUUCUUCGUGUACUACGUGAGAGAAGGAACCACUGGGCGACUCUGGGACGCGAUUGCGACAAACGGAGAAAUUACUGGCGCUCACCCAACCAGUCCGAAGAGCAACGCGAGUCAAGAAAUGGUCCUUCAAAUCUUCGUUGUUGUUUUUUUGUUCACUCAGUUUUUGCUUGCUCCUGCAUUCAAAUUGGAGGAUAUUCUGACAGACCCUAAAGAACUGCCUCCGGAAUUCAGAGACUUUCUGUCGAACCUUACUGAGGCCGAUGAGACUCUUUUGGAAGACUUCGCCAAUGCUGGACUAAGUAACAGCGAUGAAGAUGUAGUGAACGCUAUUGCUGCACUCAAAAAGAAGUCACCGGAACUAGGAGCGAAAGUCGAGAAGCUUAGGAGUAUUUCAAAAGGCAAAAUUGCGGCCCUCGGACCUGAGGCGAGAGGUUUCGCCGAAAAGGCCGAAGAAAUCGGACGUGAAUUUAUGGCGCGGUUCUUCACCGACAAUAAACCAACCCUUAAUGACCUGAUAGCAAAAGCUGGUGAGAUUUUGAAACUGUACAAAGCUUUAUCCGAUGAUGCUAAGGCCGAGUACGGGAAGCAGUUUCCGCUUCUCUCCGAAGUUUGGUCAAGUGAGGAGACGGCAAAACUCAUUAGUGGCAGAAACUAG